Messenger RNA from Cuscuta campestris, 2723 nucleotides. The record is from the annotation of a GenBank genome assembly. Lineage: Eukaryota; Viridiplantae; Streptophyta; Magnoliopsida; Solanales; Convolvulaceae.
GUGAGUUCAAGCUAAGAAGGUUGCGAAAGAUUGACAUUCUCUUCCUCUUCAAAUGGGAAGGAGACUAUUUGCGCUGGUUCUCCCGGCGGCGCUGGGUUGUCAAUGGAAUCAACAUCGUCAUCUCCAAAUAGUCCCCGGAAUACUCCCCAACCCGUGAAUCCCCAAUUGCUCCGGUGUGGAUCAAGCUUGAGCAUAUUUCCAGUUCAUCUCAACGACCAUGAAGUUCUCUUUAAAGUGGCUUCCCUUUUCGGUAAGCCAAUCAAAGUCAACUCCAACACUGCGAUUGGUGUAUUUCCUGAACAACCCAGAUUCUGCAUUGAAAGAGACACCUCGUUGCCGUUCCCCUCCCGUCUGCAUAUUCGGCUAGGAAGCAGAGAUCUCUGGAUCCCUUGUAAGUUUGAAAAUCUUCCACAAUUCUGCUCUUGCUGCAAUAUUUUUGGGCAUACUGUCAACAACUGUCGGAAACACAAACACUUGAGCCUCACCAGAAAAGCUCCGGCCGGUGAGGUGGACAUCAUGGGAGCAGGGCUUAAGGAGGAUCUUGCAGGAUGGACAUGGGUAAAAGGAAAACGACAUAGCAGGCCAGAUUCUAAUUUGGGGGUCCCAACGCUUGUACCACACCUUCUCAGUAGAGAUGACUACUGGGUCUGCAAACCUUCCUCUGCCUCCAUGAUGUGCAUGGACUUUGGGAAGCUUGACAAAGAAGAUGACUUCUCCUCUUUGUACUACCUUUCCGAAGGCAAUGAAGGGGGUAUGUCUUUCGAUGGUUCUGAGCUUCUUCCCUUACAGGACUCUAACCUGCUUCAUUUGAUUAGCUUUGACGACGAAGAACAAGCUACUCACUGCAUAUUCUCCAUGGUAAACAAAUCCAACUCCACAAUUAUCAUCUCUUCUGUUUAUGGGGCUCACACGGUGAUUGAGAGAAGGCAGCUUUGGGAGAGCUUACAGGGGAGGAGCAACACUAAUCAUAAUUGGGUGGUGGGAGGCGACUUUAAUGCUAUUUCUUCCCCUUCAGAAUACAAAGGUCAGUGCAAACCAAAUGCACUUGGAAUGGAAGAGUUCAACUCGUGCAUUGAAGCUUGCAAUCUGUUCUGUCCAGAACCUUCCGGAGGUCUCUUUACGUGCCGUGACAGUGGCCCCUCUUCAUUCCGAUUCCUGAAUGCCUGGAUUUACCAUGACCAGUUCUUCCAGGUGGUUAAGGACUGUUGGACUAAGACUCCCUACUCUGGUGGCAUGCGUGGACUUGUGGCAAAACUCAAAGAUCCUACCGCUGCCAAUCGUGAAUUAGCCGAGAAGGCAAGCGCCAAACUCCUACUAGCUACUCACAAAGAGGUGGCUUAUUGGAAGCAAAAAGCUAAUGCGAGAUGGCUUGAAUUUGGGGACUCAAACUCCAAGGUGUUCCAUGCCUUUGCAAAUGGGAAGAGAAGGAAGCUUGCCAUUAAUCAUAUUAUUUCGGACGCUGGUGUUAGGCUCUCCAUUCAAUCUGAGAUCUGCUUGGAAGCUGCUUCCCACUUCUCAAAGCAGUUUCAGGCCCUCUCCCCCUCCAACCCUAUCCACCCCCUCUCACAAAUCCCUAGUAUCAUCACAGACAGUGAUAACUUGCAGCUCAGUAGGAUUCCUUCCUUGGAGGAAGUUCGACAGGCAGUUUGGGAGCUGGAUAGUAGCAGCGCCUCAGGACCGGAUGGCUUCAAUGGUGUUUUCUUCCGCACUUGUUGGGACAUUAUUAAAGAGGAAAUGCUCAAAGCCUCUCAAGAAUUUUUCUUGGGAUUCCCCAUUCCGCGAGCCUACGGUAGUACUCUCAUUUCCCUUAUCCCCAAGAAGGAUAGUCCCAAACGCUUUGAUGAUUUCAGGCUCAUCUCCCUUAACACAUUCAUGAGCAAGGUUAACACCAAAAUCCUCUCCAACAGGCUCAAACCCUUGCUGCCUAAGCUAAUCUCCUCAAAUCAAGCAGCCUUUCAACAAGGAAUUAGCAUGGCUGACCACAUCCUUUUAGCGCUAGAGGCUGCUCACAACUUGGACAGGAAAACUUUCGGAGGAAACAUGAUAAUUAAGAUUGACAUCGCCAAAGCAUUUGACACUCUACGCUGGGAUUAUCUUGAGGCAAUACUAAAAGAGUCCGGCUUCUCUAGACACGUCAUUAGUCUUCUCCUGGCAAACCUUAAAGGCACUAUGCUCUCGGUUUUUAUUAACAGGCAGCCCACCGGUUACUUUCCUAUGUUCAGGGGUGUCAAGCAAGGUGAUUUGGGCAUUAAUGACUUGCGGCAGAUGCAGCUUCUUCACUCAAUAAACUUAUGGUGGCGGGUUUACCAUGAUAACGCGGAAGCCCAAACCCUCCUCUCUGGGACGGGAAACCCUGCUCCUCUAAGACUGUACUUAGCUCUAUUGGAGAUGGUCUCCCUUCAAGGCUCUCUUGCAAAUAUAUUUGGCAUUCAGCUCAAACCCCCAAGCUUAGAAUUUUUCAAUGGAAAGCUUUCUUUGGCUAUCCUCCCUUUCCAGAUCGGGCUGCUAGGUUUUCGGCCAGUCUUUCUAGUAGGUGCCCCCUUUGCAAAUCCUUUGAUGAUACCUUGGAUCAUACCCUUGCAUCUUGUCCCCUCAGCUUGCAAGUUUGGAGUUAUUUUGCAGCCCUCAUAGAUGCACCUAAACCGUCCUCAGAACUACGACUAAAUCAAAUUUUCCUCACAUGGUGGUUCAGUGCUGAGUCCUCUUCGUUUAAGGGUAUUCUA